AUGACUGAAUUAGAAACUAUUUAUCUACAAGUUAAUGAAAAUGAACCAAAAAUUAAACUGACUUGCAUUCAUCAUUUCCACAAUAUUUUGAAAUUAACCAAAUACUUAAAUGCUUUACAAGAUAAGUACCAAUUAAUCUUACAAGUCGAGGAAACUGUCACUGACAAUUUAAAACUAUUUACAGAUGGUGUAAAAGCACCUUUCUAUAUUGUGGAAUUUAAUGAAUCUGAUGAUUCUUUCUACCUUUGGAAAUCUGAAGGGAAGUUCAUCAAAGAUUCAAUCAUUUCAAGUUUUUAUAAUACACAUCUUCGAACUACAAAGAGAAUUGAAAAUCCCUGGGAGACAAAUUUUAAGGAUGAUUCAAUUUACCAAACUCAUCCUUUCAAGGAAAAGAUUAAACUGGUAUUGAAUGAUUUGAAUGUUAAUUGGAAGUCAUUUGAUAAACAAAUUUUUUGGGAUAGAUUGGACAGAAUUAUUGAAAAAUGUCAUUCUGAUGGUAAUAUUUCAUUUAAGAGCUUGAUCUUAAUGGCUUUAUUAAAGACAAGAUUGAUUCAAAAUAAAAGUUUUUUGAAAAAUGAACUCUUAAACUAUCACACAAAGAUGAAAAGUCACAUUUCAUCUGAAGAAAGUAUUCUAUCUUCGGAUGAUGCUGACUAUUCAACAACUUCUUCAUCGGCUAAUUCCUUACUCUCUACGGAAGAAAGACAAAGAAAAUUCUCAGAUUCUGAUAUACAUAUCACUGAACCAAUGAACAAUCAAUUAAAGGAGAUUUUUAAUGAACAUUUCAAAUUAAUGGUCGAGAAUUACGAAUUUUUUGAAUUGAGAACGAAGAAUGGUAUCCCAAAGAGAACAAGAACUAGAGAACCUUUUAAAACAAAAUCGUGUUUCUAA
This is a messenger RNA of Kazachstania africana CBS 2517, 891 nucleotides long. RefSeq names its product chromatin-associated RNAPIII regulator FPT1 (gene FPT1). The coding region runs from base 1 to 891 and encodes 296 amino acids. The record is from RefSeq and is a predicted model, not a curated record. NCBI's taxonomy places the organism in Eukaryota, Fungi, Ascomycota, Saccharomycetes, Saccharomycetales, Saccharomycetaceae. The transcript has a single exon.